Rosa rugosa (rugosa rose) is the source of this 2300-nucleotide messenger RNA. RefSeq names its product protein SUPPRESSOR OF GENE SILENCING 3. The transcript is spliced from 6 exons. The record is from RefSeq and is a predicted model, not a curated record. Gene Ontology annotation, biological process: defense response to virus; regulatory ncRNA-mediated gene silencing. The coding region runs from base 168 to 2048 and encodes 626 amino acids. Lineage: Eukaryota; Viridiplantae; Streptophyta; Magnoliopsida; Rosales; Rosaceae.
UUCUCACGCUUUUCUUACUCGUUGUCCUUUCGCUCAGUCUCUCUCUCACUGGCUCACACUCAGAGGCGCGUGAUUGUCAGUCUCCGGCAGAUCAUAGCGUACGUCUCCGUUACCGGCCCUUGCUAAGACGACGAUCAGCUUCUCUCUCUCUCUCUCUCUCUCUCAGGAUGAGUUCAAGUCGAGGUGGUGGCAAUCCCAAAGGAAAGCAUGUCUCUGAAGUCAAUAGCCUUAAGGUUGAGCAGUUGAGUCAGGAUAUAGGAGAAAUUGACCUGGGCUCAACGCAAGAUGAUGGAAACUGGGAGGAGGUAGUUGGCAGGAAAUCGAAGAACAGGGCUGGAAGUACUACUGCAAAAUCAUGGGGUUCUCAAAGUUCUACUUCUAAAUCUUGGGGACAGCAAGAUGCUCAGAAGCCAAGUAUGCGGAGCAUUGGUGGAUCAGCACGGGCUGCUGGGAAUGCCUGGACAUCACAAGCUGCUGAUUCUAGAAAAUCGGCUGGGAGAGGAAAUGUCUGGCAGCAGUCUACUGCUAGGAGUUUUGAUAAUAGGUCUGUGGCCCCGCAGCAUGUAAUUCCUCCCCCACUGGACCAUGGAUGGAACUGGCAGUCUAGGGCUGGUUCCACUCAACCUAAGGGUCCUGAAGAUGACAAGAACAACUAUGUGGAUGAUGAUGGGGAUGAAUUAUCUGAUGCUGAUGGUGAUUCUGAUGAUGAUCUAUCUGAUGAAUUUGACUCGGAUGCAAGUGUAAAGAGCCAUGGAACUAGAAAGAAGAAUCGGUUGCUCAAGAAAUUUUUUGAGGUUUUGGAUGGCUUAACUAUUGAGGAGAUUAAUGAUCCUGUGAGGCAGUGGCACUGUCCUGCUUGCCAAAAGGGUCCUGGUGCCAUUGACUGGUACCGAGGGCUCCAGCCCCUCAUGACCCAUGCGAAGACUAAAGGUUCAAUAAGGGCGAGGCUCCACAGAGAGCUUGCUGAACUUUUGGAUGAGGAGUUACGGAGGAGGGGAACUACAGUUGUACCUGCUGGUGAAGCAUUUGGAAAAUGGAAAGGUCUAACAGUUGAGGAAAAGGAUCAUGAAAUUGUGUGGCCACCAAUGGUUAUUAUUAUGAAUACCUGGCUUGAACAGGAUGAUAACGACAAGUGGAUAGGCAUGGGGAAUCAAGAGCUGCUUGACUACUUCAGCUCGUAUGCUGCUGUGAGGGCUAGACACUCUUAUGGACCACAGGGGCACCGUGGCAUGAGUCUCCUAAUAUUUGAGUCAUCUGCAAGAGGUUAUUUUGAGGCGGAGCGUCUGCACAGGCAUUUUAUAGGGCAAAGGACAGACAGGGAUGCUUGGGAUCGUAGUAGUCGUGUCUUAUUUCAUCCAGGAGGGCAGCGUCAACUGUAUGGGUACAUGGCAAUGAAAGAUGACUUGGAUAUAUUUAACCAACAUUCCCAAGGUAAAGCCAAGCUGAAGUUUGAGAUGAGGUCAUAUCAGGAGAAGGUUGUGAAUGAUCUUAGGCAAAUGAGCGAGGACAAUCAACAGCUUAUCUGGUUGAAGAACAGGGUUGUUAAAGAACAGAGGCAUGCAAAAGCUCUUGAAGAGUCUCUUGGUAUUGUUAGUGAGAAGCUCCGCAAAACAACAGAGGAAAAUCGUAUUGUAAGACACAGGACCAAAACCCAACAUGAAGAAACUAAGGAAGAGAUGUAUGAGCAAGAACAAUUUUUCAAAGACCAAAUCAAAAUCAUUCAUGAAUCAAGGGAUGCUAAGGAAGAAGGUUUUGAGAGGCUGCAGCAGGAGCAGCGUGAGAAGGUGAAGCAGUCACAUGGCCAGCCUUCGCUUGACAGGUUGGUGGAAAUUGCCAACUUCAUCCAGUGCCAAGAGAAGGAGAUGGAGGAUUUUGUGGCAGAGAGGGACAUGCUGAUAAAAGUUCAUGGAGAGAACAAGGCUGCAAUGAAGCGGAGGCACUGGGAGGAGGAGGUCGGUCUGGAGGAAGAUUUCGAUGCCAAAUUAACCCAGCUCAUGGAUAAGUACUCCAAGGUUCAGCCUGAAGCAGCUGCGAACUUUGAGGGGUGAGAUAUAACUAGAGACUGCAUUUUAGGGUGGAGAGAACCAGCAACAACUAGUCAGAAUGAAACUUUAGGGCAGUUUUUGAAAACUUGUGUGUUCUGGUUGAUGAUAGCUUCACAGAGUUUUACAGAAAGCAAAAGGCUAAUUAGCAACCAUCUAAAUAGUAGUAUGGAUAUUGUGGUUGCUUAGCGUUGAUGGGUAUGUUAUUGAACCAUGGUAUGGUGCUAUCCUUAUCCUCAUUGAAAUGUUUCUUCUCUC